This is a messenger RNA of Austrofundulus limnaeus, 1321 nucleotides long. RefSeq lists its product as uncharacterized. Lineage: Eukaryota; Metazoa; Chordata; Actinopteri; Cyprinodontiformes; Rivulidae. The record is from RefSeq and is a predicted model, not a curated record.
CGCCAUUGCCUCUGUGAUCCAUACUGUCCUCACCCACCUGAAGAGGAGGGAUGCUCUUUGUGGACUUCACAUCUGCCUUUAACACCAUCAUUCCCCAGACCCUGGUAGACAAACUCGCUUCACUUGGACUUAGCUCCUCCCUCUGCAACUGGGUCCUGGAUUUCCUGACCAACAGGCCACAGUCUGUGAGGAUCAACAACAUCUCCUCCUCCACCAUCAUCCUCAACACUGGCUCCCCCCAGGGCUGUGUGCUGAGCUCCCUCCUGUUCACACUGCUUACUUCAGACUGUCUUCCCACCCAUCCAGACUGUCAUAUUGUAAAGUUUGCGGACGACACAGUAGUGUUUGGUUGCAUCACAAACAGUGAUGAAUCGGACUACAGGCAGGAGGUGGAACAUCUGGAGAGUUGGUGCAGGAAGAACAACCUCUGCAUCAAUGCAGGAAAAACUAAAGAAGUUAUGGUGGACUUCAGAAGUGGCAGACACAUCCACCUGCACAUUGGAGGAUCAGCAGUGGAAGUGGUCUCCAGCUACAGGUACUUGGGGGUGCACCUGAACAACAACCUCACCUGGAGCAACWACACUACCAGCCUGAUCAAGAAGGCACAUCAGCGCCUCUUACCUCCUGAGACGGGGGCGCUCUGUCCUCGCCUCCUUUUACAGAAGUGCUGUGGAGAGAGUUUUAUGCUCCAGCAUUAUAGUGUGGCACGCAAGCUGCACUGUAGCAGAGAGGAAAGCUCUGCAGAGGGUGGGAAAGACCGCACAGAAAUUAGUUGGAGUCAGUUUCCCCACCACCACCGACAUCUACACCUCCAGAUGCAGGAAGAGGGCCACCUGCAUCAGGAAGGACCCCUCCCACCCAGCACACACUUUUUGUUCCGCUUCCCUCAGGAAGAUCAGGUUCAAAACCACCAGACUGAGGACCAGCUUCGUUCCAGAAGCUGUGAGACUCUUAAAACCACAGACUGGAACACAAGACCUCCAAAACAAAACAAAAACAAACUGUAACUACACAUUCAAUGCACGUGUAUUUGCAAUUCUGCCAUUGUUGCACACAUUUUAUAUCUUUUUUUUUUUUGUAAAUUUUUGUAAUCUUUGAGUAUAUUUAUUUGUUUUGUCUAUAUUUUUGGAUAGACCGGGACCUUGGGUACAAAAUUUUGUUCCACCAGAUGUAUGUGUGUUGUGAAUGACAUAAAACUUUCUUGCAUCUUUGAAUGGGAGAAGCUGCUUUACUGGUACUUGUGUAAUGUACAGGAAGUAGGUCCCAUCAGGGGAUCUGUAGGAAUUAUGUGGACAGGAAGUUGAAAGGUAACAGACUGCAG